This is a messenger RNA of Galendromus occidentalis (western predatory mite), 1078 nucleotides long. RefSeq names its product protein saal1. The record is from RefSeq and is a predicted model, not a curated record. NCBI's taxonomy places the organism in Eukaryota, Metazoa, Arthropoda, Arachnida, Mesostigmata, Phytoseiidae. The transcript is spliced from 8 exons. Bases 1 to 1065 code for a protein of 354 amino acids.
AUGGAUGAAGACGAUAGGCGGAAUCCUAGCCCCCCGCCGGGUCUCGAAGAGUUCGCGAGUGAAACCACAAUCGGAGACACGACGUUUUCAAAAUCUUGGCUAUUCCAAAUCCUGAUGGACACAAUUAAAGAGGGACCUCAGCCACGGAGAGACGAGGAUGGUGACGCGGAGAUGGUGAAUCUCAGUGAAGACAUCGAGGAACGAUUGUGUAUCCUGUGGGAUAUAUCUGCGAAUCAGGAGGUAUCGGCCUUCCUCCUGGAAUUCGACACACCGACGCUCUUCGUCGGUCUCAUCUCUCCGACAAAAUCCCCUCGGCUCGUGGAAAUUCUCGUCGGAAUCCUCGGAAACAUGUGCACCUUCGAAGAAAUUUGUGAACCGGUAUCGAAAACGGAUUGCUUGGUCCGCGUCUGUCUGUGGCUAUUGGGGAGCACCGAUGUCCCGACACUUCUACAACUAUGCAGGCUGCUACAGACUUGCCUAGCGCACAGAUCCGCUUCAGCGAUAUGGAUCGACAGCAUUCGUGAUAAUUUGGCGCCUACAGUCGAUCACCUCCAGCACAUCCUCUGCAAUUCUAUGAACGGUGAUCUGUUGAGUUCCACUUUGAGAUUGGUCCACCGGAUCGUGGACACGCAUUCCUCGGUCAAACUCGCGACCGCGAACUUGGAAUUCGUGAGGGCUCUCACUUCGGCUGCAAUGCAAUUUCUAUCCCGAAAUGACGUCCUGCGAAGCUACUGGCAUAUUCUCUAUACACUCGAGUGCGAAACGCAAUUCGCGCCCCUGCUCGAUUUGUGUGUAGAUGAUUUCGUCUGCCUACUCAAAGCUUUCCUCGCAAGUCUACCCGACGACAGCACUCGAGCCGAAAGAUACCAGCUGCUCUGUCUGCCGUACUCUUUCCUCGCAAGUCUUACGGACAAAGGAAGGCAUCUGCUGCUCGACGAUUCCGCUGUGAGCGAGUGCACAUUUCAACUACUCCAUGAGAUGCGAGAACCCCUUCCGGAAGACGACUCCCUGAGAGAUACCCUAGAGGGCGCGCUAAGUGCACUCACCAGAGGCGUUGCUCGCUGAGAGCGCGAGCCUU